Molecule: messenger RNA, 3590 nt
Organism: Mauremys reevesii (Reeves's turtle)
Lineage: Eukaryota; Metazoa; Chordata; Testudines; Geoemydidae
Gene: DNAJB5
Product: DnaJ heat shock protein family (Hsp40) member B5
Exons: 4
Coding region: 12-983 (323 amino acids)
Biological process (GO): negative regulation of transcription by RNA polymerase II
Cellular component (GO): cytosol
Molecular function (GO): protein-folding chaperone binding
Source: RefSeq, a predicted model, not a curated record
GGCGAGUUGCUAUGUGGGGGCGGGUUCCCCCCACGUCACGGCCCGGCUGGCUCGGGGGGAGGCGGCUGCCGGAGCUCAGUGUCCGCGGCGUCCCGGGACGGCGAGAGCGGAAUAAAGACUCGACCGGAGGCAACGUCGCAGUCAUGGGAAAGGAUUAUUAUAAGACCUUGGGGCUCCAGUCUGGAGCCAACGAAGAUGAGAUCAAGAAAGCUUAUCGGAAAAUGGCCCUGAAGUAUCACCCUGAUAAAAACAAAGACCCCAGUGCGGAGGAGAAGUUCAAGGAGAUCGCAGAGGCCUACGAUGUCCUGAGUGAUCCCAAGAAAAGAGCUGUCUACGAUCAGUAUGGUGAAGAAGGGCUCAAAACUGGAGGCGGUUCCUCUGGCGGCUCCGGCAACACUUUCCACUACACCUUCCACGGAGACCCACACGCUACCUUUGCUUCUUUCUUCGGUGGCUCCAAUCCCUUCGACAUCUUCUUUGCCAGCAGUCGCUCCCGGGCGUUCAAUGGGUUCGAUCAGGAAGAUAUGGAUAUCGAUGACGACGAUGACCCUUUCAACGCCUUUGGACGGUUCGGCUUCAACGGCAUCAAUGGAGUCCAUCGACGGCACCCGGAGUCUCUCCACACACGAAGGAAGGUCCAGGACCCACCCAUCAUCCACGAGCUCAGGGUCUCCCUGGAAGAAAUCUACCACGGCUCUACCAAAAGGAUGAAAAUCACCCGCCGGCGGCUGAACCCUGACGGGCGAACCACAAGGACCGAGGAUAAGAUAUUGAACAUUGUCAUUAAAAGGGGGUGGAAAGAAGGAACCAAAAUCACCUUUCCCAAAGAAGGAGAUGCCACGCCAGACAACAUCCCUGCUGACAUCGUCUUCAUUCUCAAGGACAAGCCUCACACGCAUUUCAAGCGAGACGGCACAAACGUGGUCUACACGGCUAUGAUCAGUCUUAAAGAGCUUGAGGGAACUUCCCCAUGGGCUCUGUAACCAGAUGGAAGCAUAGGACUCCCAGGGUGCGACUUCCCCUCAUGCAUGUGAAUGAAGUGCCACUUCACAGCCCACUGUGACCAUUCAGAGCUGGGUGUUUUAGGGGACACUCUUCUAAAGGCAUGUUGGAGACACUGGAGUCAAGGUGACUUACGUUGACACUGGAAACCGAAGUUUACUCUUGAAGUGCGCGGCUCUGUUUUCUGCAGCCAGCAAUACCUGGGAGAGGCAGCUCCUGUUUAUGGAGUCAUACCUGCCAUAUCUCAGAUGCUUCCUCAGUGCCUUCCUCACAGCUAUGCCUGUCGCACCAGACCUAAGUGGGUCCUUCUGACAUCAGUUUCUUGUUCCUCAAGCAUCUGUCAGCUUCGUGUUUCCUGCUGAGGGCAUGUGGGGGGUGGAACCAUCAAUACUCAAGGCAGAGAAUCUGCCCCUGUUCCGCUCCCUUUACCUGAGCGCUGAAAAUCACCCAAGAGUCCUCGCGCGUAGAGAGGGCGUAGCUAGUUGCUAUGCCUCCCUCCUUGACGCCCUGCUGCAGAAGGAAGGAGGGGUGGGGAGGUGGAGUGAGGCUGGAGCAUCAUGAUCUCCAGGUAUCCCUAGUUUCUAACCUGCUCUAAUCAGAGCUGGGGCGGGGAAUCAGGGAGCCGUAACUAAUUGUUGCUUCUCAGUAUCUUGUGGGUUGCCCUGGGUGGUUGCGUGGGAGGUGGGAUCCAUCCUGUGUUGGGAGCAACUGUGGCAGACUCCUGUCGUCCCUGGGCUCCUGCAGCCCAUCGGGAAACCUCCCUAUUCUUCCCCUUUGUGACAGGGCUGGUUCAAGCCCUUUAGUUUAAAACUGGCAGAGAGCCACGUUCUCAAUUCUUCAUCAGAUACGCCCCUCCCCAGUACCCUGGCCCUCCCAGGCCUCAGGUCAGACAUGAGCAGCUGGCCCAUCAGAUUUUGACAACUAUCUUCUGUAGCUAUCAGGUGAUAAAACCAGUGGCCAAACCGGGGGGGGUGGAGAAGGGAGACACUUCCCCUGGUCUCUGAGUCCAGGUACCAUUGAACUCUGUGUUCAUCGUUCCAGUCACUCGCAAGCCAGCACUGGGCGCUCGCUGCCACCUGGCACGGCCCAGCAGGAGCAGCCCAGCGGGAGACACAUCUGAGAGGGCUUCCCCAGAGACGUGGGCGGCAGAAAACUGUCCGUUCUUAAAAUUACAUGAGCGGCUCAGUGGGAGGCAGAGAGAGGAUGAAGCUAACUUCACGAGUCUGAGUUAAACCAGCCCCACCAGAAACUUAACGUUUACACUCGGAAGCAACCUCCCUGUGAAUGCUUCAGCUUAGAUCCUAGUUUUAGUGACGUCUGCCAUUCACAGACGUUAGUGGCUUCCCUGUUUGUUUUGAGGCCUUGUCCUGUCCCCAUUGAAGUCAAUGGCAAAACUCCUCAUUGGCUGUACUGGGAGCAGAAUAAGGCCCAUAGUUAAAGUAGGUAAAUCCCUACAUUUUCAGCUUGGCACAGCAUUCAGCCAUAAAACUUCCUCGGAUUUAAUCCAGGAGGCCAAAUGUCACAUGGGGCCCCCUCUUUAAUGUGGAGGUGUAGACUGGAGGUUGCAGUGCAGUCUGGGGGCUUGGAUUAAGGUGGAGCAUUGUAUGCUGGGACUCGCGUUAGUGGGCUGCACAAACAUAAUAAAAGUAAACUGUUCUCAUAUAUCGAAUUAUAUGCAAAUGUGGUGUCCCCUGUGCUCCUGGCAAGUUGCCAGUGCGGUCCCUAUCCUUUCAGAGUGAUGGGCACUGGUUAUUAUGGAGCAUGAUAUCAGUUGUCUGUCUAUCAUCUCAGUGAAGGCAGCGUGGGGAUUGGUCAUUCCACUACAGCGUAUCCAGUCGAGGGGAUUAUUUUCCACAGUUAGUGUCGCUAAUUCUUGUCUGGUUUCACUGGUGUUAAAGGGCUAAGUAGGGGUGGGAACCAUCUGUACUAAGGAAAUGUUAAAAAUCCACUGUAGUGUCUGCUGCCUUCUUUCUUGCAUUUUUGAAUGCUUUGCAGUGUAACAAGCCUGUCGGUUUACACUGUCAGAGUCUCAUGCUCUAGCACAGUGCUGCAGUGCCAUGUGUGAGCUACAAACACAGGAGAGGCUGGCUGGCUGCCUGCUUUUCAAUCACAUCCCUUGGAAUGAAACACAAAUAUUCCAGGAGCACUUCUCCUGGCCCAUUGAGCUCUCUGAAAGCUGAUUCUAAAAUACGUAAAUUUGGGGCCAAAUUCAAACUCCGUCCUUUGAAAUCAUUGGAUGUGAAUGGCAGAUGACGCUAAAGUUUUUUAAUUUUGAUACGUGAUUUCUCCAGUCAGUUUCAAACUUGAUGAGGAAACAGUUUAAGAUAUUGAGGAGGGGAGGGAUUGUUUUUUUAAACAGUCUCAUAGAUGCCAUAGUGAAAUCAGUGCAUCAGUUUUCCUCUGUUGGCUUUCCCGUCUGCGUAAAAUCUAAUCUUAAAAUGAGUUGAUUGUGGUAUGGGUUUCUCUGCGUGGCCUCGAAUCCUCGGCCAACUUGUGUGCUUUGCCAUCCAUCACAUUUUCCGUGUAAUGGUUUUCUGACUCUGCCCCCUGUUGCUGUAUCUUCUAAAAAGCAAAGAGUUUAUAUUUCA